Messenger RNA from Biomphalaria glabrata, 1761 nucleotides. Its product is annotated as solute carrier family 15 member 4-like. Lineage: Eukaryota; Metazoa; Mollusca; Gastropoda; Planorbidae. The coding region runs from base 1 to 1746 and encodes 581 amino acids. The record is from RefSeq and is a predicted model, not a curated record. Gene Ontology annotation, cellular component: membrane. Gene Ontology annotation, molecular function: transmembrane transporter activity. The transcript is spliced from 12 exons. Gene Ontology annotation, biological process: oligopeptide transport; transmembrane transport.
AUGACCAUGUUCAGGACAAAAAAUAAUCGGGACAGUGACCAUCUUUUAGUGAUGGACAUAGAUGGUCAGUCUCUUGAUGAAAACAAUCGCCAUGGCAACACCUCGACCUUCUUCGUGACCCUGAGUCUCCUGGUCACUGUAAUAUGUGAGAGGCUUGCCUACUAUAGCGUUUACGCUGGACUCAUUCUCUUCUGCACAAGUAAACUGGACAUCGGUCAAGCGAACGCCACUACAGUCCACCUGGUCUUUGAUGGAUUUGUGUAUAUCAUUCCAAUCAUUGGAGGUUUUCUGGCUGACUCCUACCUGGGUAGGUUCAAAACUAUUUGGAUAUCAUCGCUGAUUUACAUUGUUGGCGUGUUUCUGCUACCAGCCGCGGCGAUAGAAUACAACAACUGGAACUGGACUGAGCUGUCUGUGACUGGCAGAACUGCCCUGUUUGGCACGGCCUUGGUGUGCGUGACACUCGGCACUGCAGGGCUCAGGGCUAAUGUGGGACUUUUCGGAGCAGAACAGAUUGAAUCGCUAGGGAAGGACGCUAUCCAGACAUUCUUCAAUUGGUUCUACUGGGGGAUCAAUGUUGGCGCCUUUAUCGCCUACGUUGGUGUGGCGUACAUUCAGCAAGGAGUGAGUUUUGCCUGGGGGUUCUUCGUUCCGUUAGUCAGCAUGGUGUUGUCGCUGACUGUCUUCGUGGCCGUUAAAUCUAGAUACGUCAGGACCAAACCAAAAGGUAGUAUUCUAACAACAGGAUUCAGCAUUUGUGCACAAGGAUCGAGAAGAGUAAACAUCGGUUCGUGUGGUAAAAAGGAAAUGUUGUCAUCAGCCAAGAGAAGUCAUGGAGGGGACUUUGAAGACCACUUGGUGGACGGUGUGGUCAGUGUUAUUAAGGUCACCCCCUUCUGUUUGCUGGUCAUUUUGUACUGGGCCAUGCAAUCUCAAAUGUACAGCACAUUCUUUGCCCAGUCCGAGAGGAUGGACGUCAGUAUGGGAGGCGGCGUUAAUGUCCCAGUAGCAGCACUCAGCGUCUUCAAUACUAUAGCCAUCAUUAUCAUGAUACCCAUCGUAGACAGGCUUAUCUACCCCUGCUUCAACAAAAUGGGAAAACCUUUGACCUACCUAAAACGAAUAGGUAUUGGCUUUAUUUUUGCCACUCUAAGCAUGAUCGUAGCAGGUAUCGUGGAGAUACGCAGGAAGGAGUACUUGGACAGAGCCAAUCCAACCAUCCAAAACCUGGGUGGCCAGAACUUCAACGCCUCUACCAUGUCGGUUUUUGUUCAAAUCCCACAGUUUGCUUUAGUUGGAGUCAGUGAAAUAUUCACCAGUGUCACUACUAUGGAGUUUGCCUAUAACCAAGCGCCAGUCGCCUUGCAGGGUCUGUUGACUGGACUUUUCAUUGCAGCUUCUGGCGUUGGAAACUGGGUCUCGACUGCUAUCCUGGCUAUCGUGGAAAGUGCAACUGAAGGAGAUCCCUGGUGGGCAGACGAGAUAAAUGACUGCAAGAUGGAGAACCUGAUGUUUCUUCUAGCCGGACUGAUGGCCUUGGAUUUCAUCAUCUUCUGCAUUGUGGCACACUUCUACACCUACCAGGACCCGGCCAAGUUUGAGAAGACUGUUGGGGUCCCAGUGUCAGGGAAAUCAGACACUGAUGGUUCUCCCAGCAAUGACCUCCCUCCUUCCUACUACAAUACAUUUAACAACCAGCAUACACAUCAGACAGUGAAAACUUCAGAUGGAACAACACCAUUUUGAUCCGUUCCGAUGCUU